Cryptomeria japonica (Japanese cedar) is the source of this 4970-nucleotide messenger RNA. RefSeq names its product protein LONGIFOLIA 1. NCBI's taxonomy places the organism in Eukaryota, Viridiplantae, Streptophyta, Pinopsida, Cupressales, Cupressaceae. The transcript has 4 exons. The record is from RefSeq and is a predicted model, not a curated record. Gene Ontology annotation, biological process: regulation of monopolar cell growth. The coding region runs from base 1119 to 4763 and encodes 1214 amino acids.
AAAGAUUGUUGUUUUUCUGCCUGUGAUUUUGUUUAUACUUAAUAGGUUUAAUCUGGUCAUCUGGGUGGAGUUAAAUUAGCAGCAUGGAUAAGCUUCAAGCUGGGCCCAAGUAUAAGUACCGAGCCCACCCAUUAGAGCCAAAAACUCUGUUCUUUUACUUAGGGUGUCUUCCAUGUUUUGGAGGAAGAUGAUUCCUGUGUAUUUGGAUUUUUUUUUUUAAAAUUUUUGGCUUAUUUAAUGCUGCCUAAGAAACAGAAUCAAGGACAAACUAAACCACCUGCCAUGUGCUGGCUGUACAUUUCAAUAUUGGUAUAAAACAAAGGCUGAGACAAAAAUCAUAAGGGCUCUACCAUGUGACCUCUCAUCAUUGGUCUUCAACUGUGUGCUAAUUAGGAAGCAAUUAGGCAUUGAAAUCGGUGUCAUUGGACUGGUAAUACACUAGGUCAUACAAACACAUUGGACCGAGAGCACUGGCUUAUGUGAACUGCAUUGGUUGCCAUGCAGUCUUUUACUAAUAUCUGCAAAAAUUACAGACUCUGAAUGUUUGUUAUUUCCUUAACAAAUCCUUUUUAGCAAGAAGCCGGUGUCACUAACUUGGAAUCCCAAUCCAAUGGAUUAAAGAGUUUUUAUGGGGGGAUGUACACAGGAAAGAGAGUAUUCCCGUAUAGCAUUGGAACUUACUGCUCUGGAGUCAAACAAGACUGGAGACUAGUCACUCUGGGAAUCUGCUUUUGCUCAAAUUUUCAUGUUGGUGUGUACCGAUGUACUUCUGAUUCUCUCACAUAGUGCCUAGUAGUGCUUGCCAAUCCUAUGGACCUCCACUGCCUCAUUCCCCAGGUUAAUAACGGGCUUGUUGUGAACUUGGACUCUCAAAAACCGAAGUAUUCUAAUUGUUUAUAGAAAAUAUGGGUCUUGUUUAGAUAGUUUGCAAAUGAGACAUGAACACUUGGCCAUUGGCAAUAGUAUAACGGUGCAACCGUAUUGCUUAUGGGAAGGAGUGCAGCUGCUGGUGGGAGAAUGAGCUCAUGCUACUAUAACUGAACGGUACACUUAGCUUAUUUCAUAUUAGUAUUAGGAGCUGCUUGAAGAACAUAGAUAGUGGUUUCUGCUUUGCCAAAAUGUCUGCAAGUGCAAAGUUCCUUCAUGGAAUAUCUGAUGAUCCCCAACUUGAAAAGCAAAUGGAGAAGCAAAUUGGGUGCAUGGCGGGAUUUCUCCAGUUGUUCGAUAGACACCAGAUUCUCACUGGCAAGCGGUUGUAUGGACCAAAGAGACUUGUUGCAGCAGGUCACACGGGCUCCAGCAACUCCAAACUUGAUGCUGCAGUGGCUUCUGCUCAAAAUGUGACAAGUGAAGAUAGUCGCAAGCAUCCACUGGAUUCGUGUGGCAGUUCUAAUGCAGCUUCAAGGGCAUCUUCUAUGGACUGCAAUGACAGUACAUGUCAAUCCUUUCUUUCCAAAGAACAGAUGCUGCCUGAGAAUUUCUCAACAGCUAGAAUAGCCCUCCAAUCCAGAGCAAAGGAGAAUUCAUCAUCGCUCUUGCCGGAUAACAAAGAUGCAAAAGCAGCACACGUUUCCAACAAUUCCAGGGCUCCAAUUCUUUCUAGGGACCAACCAAGGUUCUCUCUUGAUUCAUCUAGGCAUUCACUUGAUAUAAGAGAUGUGGUUAGAGAUACAUUUUAUAGAGAUUCCCCAAAACCAUUUAUGGAUACAAGAGUCCAAAACAAAAAAGAAAUGAAUAAAUAUAGUGCCAAAAACAAAUCUUCGAUGGAUGGGAAGGUAACUGCAACUACUGGUAAAGAGCCCAUUAGCAUGUCACCGAAGUCCCUGCCAAAGAACAGAGAACAACUUCAAGCAUCACAUGAACUGGCUGCAAAAUCAGUCAUGGAUGCUAACCUGAAAAAAGCUUCAGGGAACUCUGAGGAUAGCCAAGGACUUAAGAAAUUCCCUCGAGGAUCAAAAGAAUCUCUCCAGUCAUCACAUGAUAGCAGAGAAAUAGCUAGAGCAUCCUUUUUUGAAUGCAAAGAUGCCCUUAGCUCCUCUUUCAAACUGAGAGAAGCCCCUAGGCUCUCCUUGGACAGCAGAGCUCACCUUGGAGGAGGCUUUUAUGGAAGAGAAAUUACAAAUGAUAAGCAAGGAAUAGAUGUGAGUGGUCACAACCAUGGUAAUCUAAAUUCAAAUGUAGAAGAGAUGAAUGAUGGGAAAAAGCGAUCUCCCAGUGUUGUUGCACGCCUUAUGGGAUUAGAAGCAUUUCCUGGUUCAAAUUCAACAUCUCAGAAAAGGGCAGAACUGAGGCGAUCUGCUUCAGAGUCAAGGGUUACCUAUGAUAUCCUUCGCUCUCAGCACAAUGAAGGAAAGAUUUUUUCUCAGUUCAAGACUCCCAAGGAGGCUAAAAACAAUCAUGAUCAUAAAUCUGUUGAGAAUGCUGCUUCUAGACAGAGCUUCCCAUCUACAAAGCAGAAAGACAGCAGUGCUUUUGUUUUGUCAAAGACCCCUAAAACCCCCCAAAGCAGAAGCCAUUAUGAAGAAGACAAAAGAAAGGAAGCAGAAACAAUAGAGAAAAAGCUUCAGUUUCCAGAGGGGAGUGUUUGCAGUUCAUUACAACCUCACUCUAAACAAAAGACAGCAGAUCCAAGACCUGUCAAUACCCACAGGUACCCAAUUGAAGCUGCUCCAUGGAAACAACGAGAGGGUUGGCAGAGUUAUCAACAAAAUGCCUUUGGAGCCUGGAGCUUUUCUCCAGAACGAAAAAAGAACAGCUCACAAGGGACUUAUGAUCUCUACAAUGAGAUUGAGAACAGGCUUAAACAACGAGGCCUCGAAGGAUCUGGCAAGGACUUUGAAACUUUGAAGCAAAUUGUGGAAGCUGUGCAACUGAAGAGCCUUCAAUAUUCUGAAAAAGACAGGGGACUGAAUCACAAUCAGCAGUCAAGCUUCUUUCAUCAAGGUGGACUUGAUGAAUUCAAUUAUACACCAAGGACAAGGAUAUUCUAUGAAGAAAACUCAUUGUUACAACAGCGAGAAACACAAGAUAAGAUUGCAAAAUCUUUUGAAGCUCCUAUAGUUGUAAUGAAGCCUGCAAAGCUACUGAGCAAUUUAAAAUCUCCACGAGCUUCACAAUCUCUCCCUAAUCAGCGUGAGAAAGUUGGCAAUGCUUCAUCACAGAUUGGCUACAGGGGAAAAGGUGAUAGGGCUUCCAGUCCUAGUAACAACACAAAAACUAGAGAACCUGUGGACAAUUGUGGAAAUGAUAUUGCUUCAACUGUUAGGCAAAGACGGGAACGCAUCACAAAUGAGGCUUUGCAAAGAGAGCCUAACUCGAGGAGGCCUCAGCUAUAUGUAUCUCCUCCUGCUGCUGCAAGAUCACCACAACCUUCUCAUGCUUUGAGCUCUAUGAAGAGUCCGAAUUCUCCAACCCAAAACAAGCAAAGAAGUACAAAGGCUGAAAAUGAAAGAAUGGCUAAGCAUUCCGGAAGCCCAACGAAACAAAGGGAUACCAGCAGAAGUUCCUCACCGUUACAGUCUCCAAAGUCCGCAAGACAAACUACUGGGAAAAAAAAUGGACCAGACAAAGAAAACAGCUUUUCUCGCAACAAAAUGAAGAUCAAGGAAACAUUUGCUACAGAGCUUGGUGAAAAUGAACUGAAUUUGAGCUCGAAUAGUCCCUUGGUAGAUGAAGUUUCCCUGCUCUCAGAAAGUAACAGAAGUACAACAUCUCUAAUGGAAAUGGAGAAGUCAGAUUCAACCAAAACCGAGGAUGAUGGAAGCUGUGAUGCAGAAACAAAUUAUAUUGGAUCAAAAGAUUCAUAUCACUGCGACAAAUCAUUGGGCUCUACUGAGGUUCCUGAGCAGCCAAGCCCAGUAUCUGUUCUUGAUUCCUCUUUCUACAAGGAAGACUGCUCUCCAUCUCCUGUCAUGAAACGUUCGAUAACUUUCUCAGAGGAGAGAAAUGAUGAUUCUGAUCUAGGCAUCUCCCAUUGCUUGAGCUUUAUUACCAAUCAACAAUGCCAAUUGGAUGACCUGAAGCUUGAUGAACCUCUUGAUUUUACUCACAAACUACAUUGCAAUUCAGCUAUAGGGAUCCAGGAGGCUGGAAUGGAUACCAUAAGGCUCAAACUGGAAUCCAACAGCGUAAACCGCAGUCACGGCGAGAAGAAGCCUAAUCCUACCUAUUCCUACAUUGCAGAAAUCCUCCUAGCUUCAGGGCUUCUAGAAGACACCGAAGCGUAUCCAGUUGUGUACCAUUCAUCUGUUUCUCCAAUUGACCCCCAGCUGUUUUCUGUCUUGGAACAGAGACAUUCAUUUUCAGAGACUCGGAAUGGCCAGGGUCAGGUUUACACUCAAAAGAAGAAGAUGACCUACAUUGAGCAAUCAAAUAGAGAGCUUACAUUUAGUACUGUCAAUGAUAUCUUAUGCACAAAGCUGUCUCCUUACCUGAAUCUUCGGCCAUGGAUGUGUUCUGCCAAAAAGAUUCAGAGAAAAAGACCCACAGGACAAGAGCUUCUGAAAGAGGUAUGGGAUGAUUUUCAAGGUCUGCCCACUAUUCCCUCAGAGGACAUUUGUGAAACCUUACUCAGGAUGCUUCAAAAGGAUUUUGCAAGGGAUGUAGAUUCAUGGGAUGAUCAUGCAGCUGAGAUUGCAGGGGCUGUGUUAGACAUUGAAAGAAUGAUUUUUAAGGACUUGAUAGAUGACACUAUUAGGGAAAUGGGUGCUGUGGGCAGUAAAUGCUUGGCUUCCAUGCCAAGAAAAAAACUCUGCUUUACUUGAGUUGAAACUUUGUACAGAGAUAUAUAUGUUGUUAGUUGCCCUUCUGAAAUAAAAUAUAGAGGUCGGAUUGAGAGUGUCCUAGGAGCAGGAAAGUUAGUUAUUUCAGUUUGAUGUUUCUAUUUUAUUUUAUUUGUAAAGAAAUUGGGUGAGGUGGGGGCUUAUUUCCUUGGAAAGUGAGGUAUAAAAGGUAAAGGUGUUUUUUCUUAA